UUGAUCAACAUUUCGCGCGGCAUUCACUGUUUUUUCUUCCUCAUAGUCUUCGUUUUCUAAUACUGCUCGCACCGUCGAAUAGAGACAGAUCGUCGUCGGGGAGAUGAGGUUGAUGGUCUUCUGAUACCAUCCGCCUUUCCCCAGCUACGGAAAAGCCACCCGGCGAACACGAUGACGAUUUGGAACGAUUUGACCGACAACUUUUUGACCUGGGAUUCAGCGUGCUUGCUUUUUAGCGCCGGUGCCUUCGGCUACGCUAAUAAAGUAUACAACGAUCGGUAUAAGAGCUUUCUGGCCGUCUUCACUGCACGCCAACUUGAGAUCAACGAUGAAAUCGGAAAAAUCCUCCAAGAGGACUACCCCGAAACAGGGUGCGUUCACGCAGUGGUACGCGGGACUGUCAGAGCGACCGGACCGCUCCUCUACGCGAGGAUGGCUCGCGACGAGAAAGGUGUUUUGGUUCGCUUCAAGACGAUUGACUACCGAAUGAAGUGGAAUCCGUUCUCUAGAAUGUGGCAUCAUGAACAGAAAGUUAUCCAAGAUUCCUUUCGGCACACACCUUUCGGUUUGGCUGCUAUUGGUAAUGUGAAAGGGAGAGGUUUCGUCGACGUUCCGCAACCGCUCGAGGCCGGGCUGGACUGCCUCACGAAAAUAUACGAUAAGUACACCCCGGCAUCGGGAGGUAUGUCUCACCUGACCGGAUGGCUCCGCGGAGAGCAUACAGAAGGUGUGCGGGAAAAAGAAUACAUCCUCAAAGAAGGGGCUCUGGUCUUGGGCUUCGGGACGUUGAAAGCGGACGGCACGGGUACCAUUUCUCUGGUACCUCCAGCCGACGGAACGCCCAUGUUCCUCACAGCUGAUACAUUGCCCGUAGUGGUGAAAACCCUCGACUCGAAACGAGCUCACGCGCGAUUCUGGGCUUUCUUGUUCGGGUUCUCAUGUGUUGCUCUGGGCGCUUAUGUCGGAUAUCGACUAUUCAACAACUACCGCCGAUGUCGACAGCAACGCACAGAUUCUGUACGGCGCGACGAGGUUCGGCGUAAGCGACGACAAGAAGCUCGAUCCCUCGUAGAAACGGGUCCGCAAUGCGUGGUCUGCAUGUCUAAUCGAGUCGAAGUUAUGCUGCUCGAAUGCGGACACCUAUGUCUAUGCACUGAUUGCUGCGAACAACUAGUCGAUGGACUCUGCCCGAUUUGUCGCACGGUCUACACGCGUCAAGUCGCGGCGUACCUGCCCUGAUUCUGUCGGACUCGCGGACAUCCAGCGAUGAACGGAAGCCCCUGGCUAUCAUUGUUAAAUUUAAGGUUAAAUUGCUAACAUUUAAUGAGUUCUGAUGAUCAACGCGAAAAUGGGACUCUUCCGCCACAAUGAUAGAUUCCGAUGAUUUGAAAUUACAUGGGCUUCUUGUGAAGUCUCUUUUAAUAUCCGCUCAGAGGGUUCGGUGGCAGGCAGGAGAAAUAAAACGAUGAAUGAAUGUAUGGGGAAAA
Galendromus occidentalis (western predatory mite) is the source of this 1487-nucleotide messenger RNA. RefSeq names its product mitochondrial ubiquitin ligase activator of nfkb 1. The record is from RefSeq and is a predicted model, not a curated record. The coding region runs from base 172 to 1239 and encodes 355 amino acids. Gene Ontology annotation, molecular function: ubiquitin-protein transferase activity. The transcript has 5 exons. Gene Ontology annotation, biological process: protein ubiquitination; organelle organization. Lineage: Eukaryota; Metazoa; Arthropoda; Arachnida; Mesostigmata; Phytoseiidae.